GCAGGCGAGCCCGGGCCGGCGCGGGGCCUUGUGGGAGGGCUCAAGGAAGUAAAAUGGCGGACCUGGCGAACGAAGAAAAGCCUGCCAUUGCUCCUCCCGUCUUUGUGUUUCAGAAGGAUAAAGGACAAAAGUCCUCUGCAGAGCAAAAAGACUUGUCGGAUUCGGGAGAGGAGCCUCGGGGGGAGGCUGAGGCCCCCCACCAUGGCACGGGUCAUCCCGAGUCAGCUGGUGAGCAUGCCCUAGAACCUCCUGCCCCCGCUAGCACUUCCGCCAGCACUCCUCCGCCUCCCGCUCCUGAAGCCCAGCUUCCUUCUUUUCCGCGAGAACUGGCAGGGGAAGAAGAAAAGACUCUUCCUUUGAAUCCAGAGGGAAUCCCUUGAGCCCUUUAUCUUUGUAUUAAGAAGGCUUUUGAAGAUUAUAGGUGGAGAAGAUUGUGAACUCUCAAGAACAAGAAAUGUCUUGGGUUUUUGAAGUUUGAUAAAUUGGGAAAGAGAUCAGCAGGAGGCUCCAGUCCCGAAGGCGGAGAAGAUUCUGACCGGGAAGAUGGAAAUUACUGCCCUCCUGUCAAGCGAGAAAGAACGUCGUCUUUAACCCAGUUCCCCCCCACGCAGCCAGUAUCAAAAAACAAUGUUUUUAUGCCAUCAACCUUCUGCGAGUCAUCUGCAGGCAAUUCUGACUCAGAACCAGAGGAAAGGAGCAGCGGGUUCCGGUUGAAGCCACCGACCCUGAUCCAUGGCCAGGCCCCCAGCGCAGGUCUGCCGAGCCAGAAGCCGAAGGAGCAGCAGCGGAGCGUGCUUCGCCCGGCAGUGCUGCAAGCCCCGCAGCCAAAGGCGCUGUCCCAGACCGUCCCCAGCAGUGGCACCAACGGGCUCAGCAUCCCAGCAGACUGCACAGGGGCAGCGCCAGCAGCAUCACCCGAAAACCCCGCGCGGAGAAGCCCCUCCGAAUCUGCUGACGAGGCGUGCACACUCGAGGAGAAAGAGCCCCAGAAAAAUGAGUCUAGCAAUACUUCCGAGGAGGAAAACUGUGAGAAGAAAGAACAAGCUGCACAGCAAGCCUUUGUAUUUGGGCAGAACUUGCGAGACAGAGUUAAGCUAAUAAAUGAGAACACUGACGAAGCCGACAUGGAGAACGCCGGACACCCCAGUUCAGAAACGCCAACUGCAACAAACUAUUUCCUUCAGUAUAUCAGUUCCAGUUUAGAGAAUUCGACCAACAGUGCCGACGCCUCCAGCAACAAGUUCGUAUUUGGCCAGAACAUGAGCGAGCGAGUCUUGAGCCCCCCAAAAUUAAACGAGGUCAGUCCAGAUGCCAACAGAGAAAACGUGGCUGCUGAGUCUGGGUCUGAGUCCUCUUCCCAGGAGGCCACCCCCGAGAAAGAGUCCCUGGCCGAGUCGGCAGCUGCGUACACCAAGGCCACAGCACGGAAGUGUUUGUUGGAAAAAGUGGAAGUCAUCACCGGGGAGGAGGCGGAGAGCAACGUGUUACAGAUCCAGUGCAAGCUGUUUGUCUUCGACAAGACCUCGCAGUCGUGGGUGGAGCGAGGACGGGGGCUGCUCAGACUCAACGACAUGGCGUCCACCGACGACGGCACGCUACAGUCCCGGCUAGUGAUGCGGACCCAGGGCAGCCUGCGGCUGAUCCUCAACACCAAGCUGUGGGCUCAGAUGCAGAUCGACAAGGCCAGCGAGAAGGGCAUCCGCAUCACGGCCAUGGACACCGAGGACCAGGGCGUGAAGGUCUUCCUGAUCUCGGCCAGCUCCAAGGACACAGGCCAGCUGUACGCAGCCCUGCACCACCGCAUCCUGGCCCUGCGCAGCCGCAUGGAGCAGGAACUGGAGGCCAAGAUGCCAGCCCCCGAGCCUGGGGCAGCCCCGUCCAACGAGGAGGACGACAGUGACGAUGACGACGUUCUGGCUCCCUCAGGGGCGACCGGAGCUGGUGCUGGCGACGAAGGAGACGGGCAGACUGCCGGGAGCACAUAGCGGCCGGGCCGGCACCUCGGGCUGCCGCUUCGUCCGGCUGUCGGCCGCCCACCCCUCCCCGCAGGCAGCGCCGAGGGGCCGGGAGCCACUCCCUGCUGGGUCGGCCACAGUCCGGAUCCGCAAGUCCUGUCCGAAAGCAGACUUGGGAACUGCCUGAAUGUGGUUUGGGACACGAGACCUCAUCAUAUUGAUGAGCAAAACAAAAGAACAUUUCUUCCCUCCCCUCCUUUGAAUUGAAAUGGCACAUUAAGGCUUGUCACGGCUUCUCACUGGGA
Messenger RNA from Microcebus murinus (gray mouse lemur), 2260 nucleotides. The record is from RefSeq and is a predicted model, not a curated record. NCBI's taxonomy places the organism in Eukaryota, Metazoa, Chordata, Mammalia, Primates, Cheirogaleidae.